AUGCCCGACAAUGCCAGUAGUGUGUUCAGUACGUCCCUCAUCGGGAAGGAUGUUGUAGUGGAGCUAAAAAAUGAUCUUAGCAUAUGUGGAACCUUGCACUCUGUAGACCAAUACCUGAAUAUCAAGUUGACAGAUAUAAAUGUAACGGAUACCGAAAAAUAUCCACACAUGCUCUCUGUAAAGAACUGCUUCAUUCGUGGGUCUGUUGUUCGCUACGUUCAGUUACCUGUUGAUGAAGUAGACACUCAGCUCUUACAAGAUGCAGCAAGAAGAGAAGCACAGCAACAGCGACAAUAAAAUAAAAUAAUUUGUUUUAAUUUUUUUGCUUUAAUUUUCCACAUUAAUUAAAUGCAGUUAUUUAAGUUUAUGCAUUAUUAAAUAAUGCAUUUCAUUUAGUUCCUUUUAUUUGUUGGUUGUGUAAGUCAUGAUGUUUGCAUAUCAUCUGUUUCAGUAUUUUCAUCUUUAACUUUAAGCCUUUUCAUUUAGUAUUCAACUUUAAGCCUUUUCAUUUAGUAUUCAAGGAUUCAUUCUUUUAUACCUUCUUAGGCAAGGUUUUGAUGAAAUUUAUAUAAAUGGAUACUAUUAUAAAAAUAAAGAUACAGUAGGCUUUGAAAUAUUUUUGAUUGUGUUUAAGCAAAAUUUCUGUAACGUCAAGUGGCACCCAUUGACAAUGCUAAUGUCCUGAAUAUACAGACAGUGAAACUCAAGAUAUUGGUAGGAGAAUAAAAGUGUAGAAAUAGAUUACAGUAAUAGCGUAGGCAGAUAAUUUAUUAAUCGUUUUUACAUGAAGUUUCCAUGUAAUAGAUAGAGUAUCAUGAUUUUGAGUUGUAAAGGAAUUUAUAUUUUUUGUGGAUUAAAGUGAUUCAUCUACGGUAAAUUAAUGUCAAAAUGUAUUGUAUGUACUUUAUUAAAUAAUUCUUAAUAAA
Molecule: messenger RNA, 926 nt
Organism: Macrobrachium nipponense
Lineage: Eukaryota; Metazoa; Arthropoda; Malacostraca; Decapoda; Palaemonidae
Product: U6 snRNA-associated Sm-like protein LSm2
Exons: 4
Coding region: 1-297 (98 amino acids)
Biological process (GO): mRNA splicing, via spliceosome
Cellular component (GO): P-body; U6 snRNP; Lsm1-7-Pat1 complex
Molecular function (GO): RNA binding
Source: RefSeq, a predicted model, not a curated record